Messenger RNA from Truncatella angustata, 1791 nucleotides. Its product is annotated as acyl transferase/acyl hydrolase/lysophospholipase. NCBI's taxonomy places the organism in Eukaryota, Fungi, Ascomycota, Sordariomycetes, Amphisphaeriales, Sporocadaceae. The coding region runs from base 1 to 1791 and encodes 596 amino acids. The transcript has 4 exons. The record is from RefSeq and is a predicted model, not a curated record. Gene Ontology annotation, biological process: lipid metabolic process. Gene Ontology annotation, molecular function: triacylglycerol lipase activity.
AUGGCAACUUCAGGCGCGGUUGGGAUCUUAUGGGCAGUCUUCUCCUUGUUGCUUGAAGUGGUGUUGUUUUGGUUCAAGAAAUUCAGUGGUUGGUUGAAAUCGAAAGGGCCCCUAGACGAUUGGCUCGAUGCGUUGCGAAAUGCUGAGGUCUACGAGGAAUGGGAGCAUGCCGCGCUUCAUUUGGACAAUAUCAAGCAGCUGAAUCUAUGGCGCAACGACCCCUCCUCCAAGUGCUACGACUGGGCGUUGAUUCACCGACGCCUCGAGUCCUUGAGCGCCGCUGGCCAAGAAAGAAACAUACAAGCACUGAUCGAUCUUGUCCGAGCUGGACUCGUCCGUAACCUCGGCAAUAUCACUUCCCCGAAGCUAUACAAUCGGGCGUUUGCAGGCACAAAAUACCUGGUAGAAGAAUAUAUAGCACAGGUCGUCGAGUCUAUCGAUGACAUCAACGCCGACGCGGCUCCCGCAACUGCUCCUAUCCUGGACAGCAGUGAACCACCCCAGCCAAGCAUAUCCACCCAGCGCAAGCUGAACUUCCUACAUGAUGCAAGGCAGGCCUUUGGACGAACCACAUUGGUCUUGCAAGGCGGCGCCAUCUUCGGUCUUUGCCACCUGGGAGUCGUGAAGGCGUUGUUCCUUCGAGGACUUCUACCACGCAUUAUCACGGGCACAGCCACUGGCGCGUUAAUCGCUAGCCUGGUCGCGAUCCACACCGAGGAUGAACUACCUAGGAUUCUCAACGGUGAGGGCAUCGAUCUCUCCGCCUUCGAGGCACAUGCACAUCAUGGGCAACAGACGGGAAAGCAGACUGUUGAAUAUGGUUGGGAAACAUUGUUGCGCCGCGUGAAAAGGUUCUGGAAGGAAGGGUACUUCCUGGAUGUCAAGGUCUUGGAAGAGUGUGUCAAAGCCAAUGUUGGUGACUUGACUUUUGAAGAGGCGUUCAAUCGCAGCAAAAGAGUUUUGAACAUCACAGUUGCGACAGAAGGCCAGGGUGGAGUUCCCACCUUGCUCAACUAUGUCACAGCACCCAAUGUGCUCAUAUGGACUGCCGCCGUGGCUUCGAAUGCCUCCACUCCUUCACUUUACGGAAGUCGGGGGACAACAGUCUUGUGCAAAGAUGUUGACGGGAGUAUCGUCCCUUGGGCACCAGCACAUAGCUUCAAGCACUACACUUCGUCAUCGUCUGCAGCAAAUAAAGCUCGCACAAGCCCGCUGGCCCGGAUUGCACAGCUUUUUAACGUCAACCAUUUUAUAGUUUCACAGGCCCGGCCCUAUUUGAUCCCCUUCUUGGAAUCCGAUAUGCAUGGACCAUCACUGUUCGCAGCACGACACAGGCGGCAUCAAAUUACAGGAAAUAUUAUCCGAAUAGUAGGUCUAGAGACUCGCCACAGGUUAAGACAGCUUGACACACUGGGGUUACUGCCCGCUAGCAUAAGACGCUUCCUGGUUGAUGAAGAGAUCCCAGGAGCAACCAUGACGUUUGUGCCCAAGGUGACAACGUCAGACUUUGUCCGUCUGCUUGAGACACCCACGAGAGAAACCCUAGAGUAUUGGAUCCUUCGAGGUGAACGCAGUGUUUGGCCUGCUGUCUGCGCCCUGCGCAUUCGUUGUGCCAUCGAAUUCGAGAUUGAGAGAACUUAUCAGCGGGUCCGGUCGCUCAAGGCCGGCGGGCUACGUAGGAAGGCCAGUGUCAGUGCAGACAGUCUCCCUCAGCGGCCACUCCCUGAGGCGACACUCACUUCGACACACGAAAGGCGUGAUACAAUGACUGGGACAAGCGGGUUUGACUAG